Molecule: messenger RNA, 2230 nt
Organism: Cucumis sativus (cucumber)
Lineage: Eukaryota; Viridiplantae; Streptophyta; Magnoliopsida; Cucurbitales; Cucurbitaceae
Product: MLO-like protein 2
Exons: 14
Coding region: 251-1801 (516 amino acids)
Biological process (GO): defense response
Cellular component (GO): membrane
Source: RefSeq, a predicted model, not a curated record
AAACCCUUCUAGGAAAGGGUCAAAAUGAAAUGAGUCAUCAUUCAUUUCCUCUCCUUAUUGGUUGCAGACCUUCUUAUGCUUAAGUCUUUAACUAACUGCCUCUCCACAUGCAUAAGAAAAUAUAAAUACGUACGAAGACAGUUGUGCUUUGCAUCUACUUGUUUCAUCCUUCUCUCCCUAGAAUUUCAUUUCUUUGUUGUAAGCUUCAGAGCUUUGUUUCUGUUUAGUAAGGAGAUAGUUUCCAUUCUCAAUGGCUGAAUGUGGAACAGAGCAGCGUACUUUGGAAGAUACCUCAACUUGGGCUGUUGCGGUUGUUUGUUUUUUCUUGGUUGUUAUUUCAAUCUUCAUUGAACAUGUCAUUCACCUCACUGGAAAGUGGCUGGAGAAAAGGCACAAGCCAGCUCUUGUUGAAGCUCUAGAAAAGGUUAAAGCAGAGCUUAUGCUAUUGGGAUUCAUAUCCCUACUUCUAACGAUAGGCCAAGAUGCUGUCACUCAAAUUUGUGUUUCGAAAGAGCUUGCAGCAACUUGGCUUCCCUGUGCAGCAAGAGCUAAAACAGGAGUAAAAGUUGCGAAGAACAGUCGUCUUAGACUUCUUGAAUUUUUAGAUCCUGACUAUGGUUCGAGGCGUAUUUUAGCCUCGAAAGGAGAUGAUGCAUGCGCUAAGAGGGGCCAACUCGCUUUCGUGUCGGCAUAUGGAAUCCAUCAGCUCCAUAUUUUCAUCUUCGUAUUGGCUGUCUUCCAUGUCCUGUACUGCAUCAUAACUUUGGCUUUUGGCAGAACAAAGAUGAGCAAAUGGAAGGCCUGGGAGGAUGAAACCAAGACAAUUGAAUACCAGUACUAUAAUGAUCCAGCAAGAUUUAGAUUUGCUAGAGAUACUACGUUUGGACGCCGACACUUGAGCUUCUGGAGUCGUACACCAAUUUCCCUCUGGAUUGUUUGUUUCUUCAGACAGUUCUUUGGAUCAGUUACCAAGGUUGAUUACAUGACACUGAGACAUGGAUUCAUUGUUGCACAUCUUGCACCCGGAAGUGAAGUAAAAUUUGAUUUCCACAAAUACAUUAGCAGAUCUCUGGAAGACGACUUUAAAGUUGUUGUGGGGAUUAGUCCCGCAAUGUGGCUAUUUGCUGUUCUCUUCAUCCUAACCAAUACAAAUGGGUGGUAUUCAUAUCUAUGGCUGCCUUUCAUCUCCUUAAUUAAUGCAUUUCAGCUUGCCUUCUUUGCUUGGACCACAUAUGCAUUUAAGUGGAUGGGUUGUUUCCAUCAGCGAGUUGAAGAUAUUGUCAUCAGACUCUCAAUGGGGGUUAUCAUACAAGUUCUCUGCAGUUAUGUCACACUCCCACUCUAUGCUUUGGUUACUCAGAUGGGCUCUAACAUGAGACCAACCAUUUUCAACGACCGAGUGGCGACGGCAUUGAAGAACUGGCACCACUCAGCCAAGAAGAACAUGAAGCAGCACCGCAACCCAGACAGUACCUCACCAUUCUCAAGCAGGCCAGCUACUCCAACUCACGGCAUGUCUCCUAUUCACCUUCUGCACAAACAUCAGCAUGGCAGCACAUCUCCCAGGCUAUCCGAUGCCGAACCCGAUCGUUGGGAAGAGUUGCCUCCUUCUUCACACCAUAGUAGAGCCCCCCAUCAUGAUAAUCAUCAAGAUCAACAAGAACAAUCUGAGACAAUAAUUAGAGAACAGGAGAUGACAGUUCAAGGACCAAGUUCAAGUGAAACCGGUUCCAUAACACGUCCUGCUCGCCCUCAUCAGGAAAUCACUAGGACUCCAUCAGACUUCUCAUUUGCCAAAUGAUUUAGCCAUGGGAGAUGAUUGGAUCAUCAUCCAGAUCAGAUAUUCUUGCAUGUUCUUCAUGUACAGGGCGCAGCAGCAAAUACUACAUCUGUAUAAUCUUUAUACACUUGAAAACAAUAUGAUCAACUACUUCCACAGCAACUACCUUCUCUUAUUGUGCUUCAUAUAGGCAGAAAACAACCAACUGCUUUUCCCAAUUUUUCAAGAGUAUUAAUUUACAAAAACUCAUUCUUUUCCCCUCCUCCUCCUCCACACCAAUGUCCAAUUUUUUGUACUUCAAUAAAAUGUUCCAAUCUAAAACAAAACGAUGUCAAGGAGUAUUGUAUACCAAUUACUGUUAAGUUUCCCACUAAUAUUAAAUUUUGUAAAAAGCUUAGAAAAAUGGUUGAUUGAACAGACAAUGCUUAUCUUCAUUGGAAAUUUUGAGCA